Messenger RNA from Podarcis lilfordi (Lilford's wall lizard), 18871 nucleotides. NCBI's taxonomy places the organism in Eukaryota, Metazoa, Chordata, Lepidosauria, Squamata, Lacertidae. The record is from the annotation of a GenBank genome assembly.
AGCAUUUAUUCUGUAGGUGCUGGCUUUUGGUAUGUUGCUUCUCAUAAAAAAAUGACUAAUAAGAAAAAAUCAUCCCCACUAUUUUAUAGAAAUGGGUGGGAUUCACCUAAUGAGGCCCAUAAGUAGAAGCCCUCCCCUCUGUGCCCCCCCAAAAAAAUUACCUCAAGGGGGUUAGGGAACCCCCCACCCCAGGACAGAUAAGAGAGGGAAGAAUUGUUCCAUCUGGCAAGCAGAACUAUAGGAAGAGCGCAGCCUUGAAUUCCACCCAAUAAUAAAAAAUAAUCCAUAAUUUCCAUUAAUUUGUUAGUUUUUAAAAAACUACAUUGCGCAACUACAGUGCGAAAUUCACGACAAGGGCAAAUCUUGGAAGACGGCUGUGUUUUAGGUCUCACCUGGUUCCAGAUAUUGUGAAUUUGAUAGAUUUGCCUUCAGAUGUGAAUUGAAUUGCAUUCCGCCCGCAUCCCUACUGGGGAGACAGAAUCCCACCCCACCCCAACUAGUGUUGGCAUCUGUUCCGUGAUGCGGCCCAGCAAAUUGCAAGACCCAAAGCCUUCACUGUGUCCAGGGCCAGAUACAGGUUUGAUGAGGCCCUGAGCUACUGAAGGUAAUGGGGCCCUUUAUAUGUCCAGCUGUCCUUUGCCAACAUCAAAUUGUCACUUUUUUUUGUGUUGAAUAUAUGCUAUAUGGUAAUUUAUGAACCAAAUAGGUAUCUAAAGCCAUUUGCACAUGUCCUGCAACAAGUCCAUGCAGAAUGUAGGCACCCUAUAUAUAGAAAUGAACAAACCAGUGAUAUUUUAGGGAGCAGGCUAGCAGGCAGGGGCCAUGACUUACCUCACAGGAGCCUACACAACACAAAACACGGUUGUUGCAUGUAGGUUUUAUUUUAUUUGUUUUUUAUCUUAUAUUUUGGAAAUGUGCAUCCAGUUUUUCCCCCCUUUAAUUUUUUUGGGGGCCCCCAAGAGAAUGGGGUCCUAAGCUAUAGCUUGUUUAGCUUAUACGUAAAUCCAGUACUGGAAUUACCAGUACCAAGCCCUGGAACCAAUACACAUUCAGCAAAUUACUACAGUGGUACCUCGGGUUAAGUUCUUAAUUCGUUCCGGAGGUCCGUUUUUAACCUGAAACUGUUGUUAACCUGAAGCACCACUUUAGCUAACGGGGCCUCCCGCUGCUGCCGCGCCGCCAGAGCCCUAUUUCUGUUCUCAUCCUGAAUCAAAGUUCUUAACCUGAAGCACUAUUUCUUUAUUAGCGGAGUGUGUAACCUGAAGCGUAUGUAACCCGAGGUACCACUGUACUUGUGAAGCCACACUGUUAUUCCGUUCAGCCACCUGGUCUCAAACUGUACCACCCACGCAGAGGCUGGGUUUCUUCACAAAGGAAACGGGGUCAGGAUGAUCUCAGACCCUUUUUCUCGAGAGGUUGCCAUUUCAAACGCUGGCUCGGGGCUCCUGGGCGCAGCUGACGACUUUGGGGGAUGCAGUUCCCGCAGUGCCUCAUUUUGAUCUGCACAGGUAAUGACUUAUGCGUUUCAUCUGAAUCAUUUAAUUGUUAUUAAUCUGGGGGGUGGGAUCAGGGUGUGUGUGUUGAAUGUUCUCCCAGGAUACCCUGCUGCAAGCCUGAAAGUUAGUGUUCUCCAUCCAAUCGGCAAAUUUGAUCCUAUUAGUUUAGGACUCGGUUGAGACAAGGGUUCUCUCUCCCCUUGUAGCUGUUAAAGCAUUUAUUUAUUUGAUUUCAUAAGAUUUAUAUACCACUUGAUGGUUUUUAAAAAGCCCUCAAAGUGGUUUACAAAGAAUUAUUGGAACACAGCUAGCAGAAUAAUGUUAUCUCCUAUUGCUGCUGUUGUGAAAGGUCAUUCGGUUUAUCUUGUAUUUAUUUGAGCUUUGCAUCAAAAAGCAAUAGACUAACUCUUCCAUUUCAUUACCUUUUCACCCCACUCUUCAGAUUUCUCUGUUCUCAUCUCCCCCUCUCCGAGUAUAACACUUGAUGAACUGUAGUCCACAAACCCUUUUGCCAAAGAAACCCUGUUAGUCUUGAGAAACCAUAAGACAUAUACAUUUCUUACGGUCAUAGCCUAUGCAGAAGAACUGCUUAAAAACGAAACAAAACUUCUUUAAAACUUUGGACCUUAAGGUACUUGAAAAAAUAUUUAUCAAGAUUCUGUACUGCUUAAUUAAAAGCAAUAUAGUUUACGUAAAAUUAUAAAUUAAGCAAUGAAAAUAGACUUUUGAAACAGUAGGCAUAAUAAAAUUAUCAAAAUAUUGAUAAAACCAGCAAGUGUUUUUUUUAAAACACACACACAUAAAUGUACAAGACUGGUUUUCAAUGGUUUUAGGUUGUUUUUAAGGGCAUUCUGAAAACAUUAACAACAGCAGGUGGGGUACAAAUUUCCGAAAUAAAUACAACUAAUGGAUUUAGAUCAGCCCUAUUCAACCUUUCACCCCCAGGUAUCAUUGGACUAUAACUCCCAUCAUCCUUGACCAUUGGCUGAACUGGCUGGGGAUGAUGAGAUCUGUAGUUCAAUGUUCUCUGGGGAGCCAAGGUUGACGGAUUCUGCCUAACAGUACAAUCCAAACCCAAGAUCGACUGGGAUUAGAGAAUUUCGGUUUGGUGGAGCUUGGGCUUUCCUGACUAAGCUGGUGUAAGUUUUUCACCUCAGCAGAUUCCAGUGUUGUUGUUUUUUCUGGGGGUACACAGGGGUACACAUACUCCUAAACAUUUUGUGAAUCUUUGUACUUUUGUCCAUUUACUGUAUUUAUGUUUCCUGAUUUGAACUAUAAAAUGGUGAUUUUCUUGAGUCAAAAUGAGAGUACCCCUAAACAUUUUUAAAAGAAAAAAGCACUAGCUAAAUCAGAGACAGACUAUUGCCCUCACUCCAGUUCAGCCGACAUUCUUAAAUUUACUCUGGCUUAAGACUCCCAAAAAGGUGUUUUCCAGUGAUGUGGCUGUUCAGGACACACCCCACAAUCUGGCAGAACUUCACCAGCAAAAAAAGGUAGUAUAAGUCAAAUUCCUCCUGAAUGGAAUUUGGAAUAGGGGUAACCAGCUUUCUAUACUUUUUAAAAAUAGUCUUUAUUUUUUAAAAAAAAUUCUUUAUGUGCUACUAAACAAAUAAACAGGGGAAGUACAUAUAGCGUCUCCACUUUCGGUUCAUAGAGCCUUUUUCACAGAUCGAAUGAGUCACUAUUGUCAUAGACAUUGCGGGGGAAAGAGUGUGCAGCUAAAUAUCGUAACUAGACACUGGGAAGACCGAUAGGAUGGACAUAGACCACUGGUACCGAAAGACCUACACGGGCUCCCAGUACGUUUCCGAGCACAAUUCAAAGUGUUGGUGCUGACCUUUAAAGCCCUAAACGGCCUCGGCCCAGUAUACCUGAAGGAGCGUCUCCACCCCCAUCGUUCUGCCCGGACACUGAGGCCCAGCGCCGAGGGCCUUCUGGCGGUUCCCUCACUAUGAGAAGCCAAGUUACAGGGAACCAGGCAGAGGGCCUUCUCGGUAGUGGCACCCGCCCUGUGGAAUGCCCUCCCACCAGAUGUCAAAGAGAAAAACAACUACCAGACUUUUAGAAGACAUCUAAAGGCAGCCCUGCUUAGGGAAGCUUUUAAUGUUUUGAAAAAUACUCGGAGUCGAGAGUGGAUUUCAUGCUCUUUAUUCAGCUCAAAGUGAUGAGGAGGAAUGGAAGUUAGAAUCAUAGAAUCAUAGAGUUGGAAGAGACCACAAGGGCCAUCGAGUCCAACCCCCUGCCAAGCAGGAAACACCAUCUGAGCACUCCUGACAUAUGGUUGUCAAGCCUCUGCUUAAAGACCUCCAAAGAAGGAGACUCCACCACACUCCUUGGCAGCAAAUUCCACUGUCGAACAGCUCUUACUGUCAGGAAGUUCUUCCUAAUGUUUAGGUGGAAUCUUCUUUCUUGUAGUUUGGAUCCAUUGCUCCGUGUCCGCUUCUCUGGAGCAGCAGAAAACAACCUUUCUCCCUCCUCUAUGUGACAUCCUUUUAUAUAUUUGAACAUGGCUAUCAUAUCAGCCCUUAACCUCCUCUUCUCCAGGCUAAACAUGCCCAGCUCUCUUAGCCGUUCCUCAUAAGGCAUCGUUUCCAGGCCUUUGACCAUUUUGGUUGCCCUCCUCUGGACACGUUCCAGUUUGUCAAUGUCCUUCUUGAACUGUGGUGCCCAGAACUGGACACAGUACUCCAGGUGAGGUCUGACCAGAGCAGAAUACAGUGGCACUAUUACUUCCCUUGAUCUAGAUGCUAUACUCCUAUUGAUGCAGCCCAGAAUUGCAUUGGCUUUUUUAGCUGCCGCGUCACACUGUUGGCUCAUGUCAAGUUUGUGGUCAACCAAGACUCCUAGAUCCUUUUCACAUGUACUGCUCUCAAGCCAGGUGUCCCCCAUCUUGUAUUUGUGCCUCUCAUUUUUUUGCCCAAGUGCAAUACUUUACAUUUCUCCCUGUUAAAAUUCAUCUUGUUUGUUUUGGCCCAGUUCUCUAAUCUGUCAAGGUCGUUUUGAAGUGUGAUCCUGUCCUCUGGGGUGUUAGCCACCCCUCCCAAUUUGGUGUCAUCUGCAAAUUUGAUCAGGAUGCCCUUGAGUCCAUCAUCCAAGUCGUUGAUAAAGAUGUUGAAUAAGACCGGGCCCAAGACAGAACCCUGUGGCACCCCACUAGUCACUCUUCUCCAGGAUGGAGAGGAACCAUUGAUGAGCACCCUUUGGGUUCGGUCAGUCAGCCAGUUACAAAUCCACUGAGUGGUAGCAUAGUCAAGACCACAUUUUACCAGCUUCUUUACAAGAAUAUCAUGAGGCACCUUGUCAAAUGCCUUGCUGAAAUCAAGGUAGGCUACAUCCACUGCGUUCCCUUCAUCUACCAGGCUUGUAAUUCUGUCAAAAAUGAGAUCAGGUUAGUCUGACAUGACUUAUUUUUCAGAAAUCCAUGCUGACUAUUGGUGAUCACAGCAUUCCUUUCUAGGUGCUCACAGACUGUUUGCUUAAUGAUCUGCUCCAGAAUCUUCCCUGGUAUUGAUGUCAGACUGACUGGGCGGUAAUUAUUUGGGUCCUCUCUUUUCCCCUUUUGAAAAUAGGGACAACAUUUGCCCUCCUCCAGUCUGCCGGGACUUUGCCUGUUCUCCAGGAAUUCUCAAAGAUGACUGCCAGUGGUUCUGAGAUCACAUCUGCCAGUUCUUUUAAUACUCUUGGAUGCAGUUCAUCUGGCCCUGGAGACUUGAAUACAUCUAAACUAGCCAAGUAUUCUUGUACUAUCUCCUUAGAUAUUCUGGGCUGUGUUUCCUUUGCUGAAUCAUUUGCUCCAAAUUCUUCAGGUCGGGCAUUGUUUUCUUUAUCGGAGAAGACUGAGGCAAAGAAGGCAUUGAGGAGUUCAGCCCUUUCUGUGUCCCCUGUUUGCAUUUCACCAUCUUCUCCUCUGAGUGACCCCACUGUUUCUUUGUUCUUCCUUUUGCUACGGACAUACCCAUACAAGGCUUUUUUGUUGCUUUUAACCUCUCUAGCAAGCCUGAGUUCAUUCUGUGCUUUAGCUUUUCUGACUUUGUGUCUACACGUGCUGGCUAUUUGUUUGAAUUCCUCUUUGGUGGUUUCCCCCCUUUUCCAUUUUUGUACACAUCCUUUUUAAUCUUAACUCAGUUAAAAGUUCUUUAGAUAGCCACCCUGGCUUCUUUAGGCACCUUCCAUGUUUCUGUCUCAUUGGUAUUGCCUGACGUUGUGCUUUUAGUAUCUCCCUCUUAACAAACUCCCAGCCAUCAUGAACUCCCUUUCCUUUUAGUAUUACUGUCCAUGGGAUCUCACCCAGCACUUCCCUAAGUUUUAUGAAGUCAGCUUUCUUAAAGUCAAGAAAUUGAGUCCUAGUAUGCUUGGCUGCUCCUUUCCGCUGUAUAGUAAACUUCAGAAGAGCAUGAUCACUCGCGCCUAAUGAUCCUUCCACGUCUACCCCACUAACCAGGUCAUCAACAUUGGUUAGGACCAGAUCUAAAAUGGCUGUUCCUCUUGUUGCUUCUCCCACUUUCUGGACAAUGAAGUUGUCUGCAAGGCCAGUGAGGAAUCUGUUUGACCUUAUGCUCUUGGCUGAGUUUGACAUCCAACGAAUAUCCGGGUAAUUGAAGUCCCCCAUUACUACUAUCUCCCUUCCUUUUGCAUGCUUGGCCAUCUGUUCCAGGAAGGCAUCAUCUAUGUCCUCCGUUUGGCUUGGGGAUCUAUAGUAAACUCCCACAAUGAGGUCACUGUUAUUCUUCUCUCCCUUAAUUUUGACCCAAAUGCUCUCACUUUGGCUUUGAGGUUCUAAAUCUUGGAUUUCUUCACAGGUAUACACAUCCCUGACAUAUAACGCCACUCCUCCUCCUUUCUUGUCUGGUCUGUUUCUCUGAAAUAGAUUGUAUCCCCCAUUAUUACAUUCCAAUCGUGGGACUUAUCCCACCAGGUUUCAGUGAUGCCUAUUAUGUCAUAUUUAGUUUGCUGUACCAAGAGCUCAAGCUCAUCUUGUUUAUUUCCCAUGCUUUGCGCAUUAGUGUACAGACAUUGAAGUCCAUUAAUCAUUCCCCCGUGACUCUUAUUUAAGGAUUUUUUCCUCCCACCACUAGGUCUGUGUGCUGUUUGCUCCAUUUGGUCUAUGACAUUUGGAAGAUCAUCUUCAUCAAUUGAUAGACUCCUACCUUCAGGAGCACUGUCUCUCUCCCCCACAUUAGUCAGUUUAAAGCCCUCCUGAUGAGGUUUCUGAGAUUUUUGGCAAAACAUUUCUCCCAACCGUUGUGAGGUGCAGCCCAUCGCUUGCCAGAAGUCCAUCUUCAAGAAACUGCAGUCCGUGAUCUAAGAAUCCAAACCGUUCCUGUUUACACCAUUUGCGAAGCCAGCUGUUCACUUCCACUAUUGUUCCCUCUCUCCCUGGGCCACGUCGUUCAACUGGGAGGACAGAUGAGAUCACAAUUUGUGCAUUUAAUUGCUUCAAUUUCCUGCCCAGAGCCUCGUAGUCUCUUUUGAUCUUCUGGAGGCUAUUGCUUGCAGUGUCAUUGGUUCCCACAUGAACCAAGAGGAAGGGGUAUUUGUCAGUGGGUUUUAUGAUUCCUUGCAGUCGUUCAGUUACAUCUUGGAUCUUAGCCCCGGGGAGACAGCACACUUCCCGAGACAUCUUGUCAGGCCCACAGAUCACUGCUUCUGUUCCCCACAAUAUCUGGUUUAUAUACAUUAUUUACACAAUGGGCUACAUGUGAUUGGCUAAUUCUGGGAUUCUCCUGAAGGCCAAUCAGGUUGUGGAUUCACUUCCACCUGAAGCUGGAUUGGGUGGCUCCUGUGGACCAAUCAUACUGCUGCAUUGUUCUAGGACCAAUCAGACUGCUGCAUUCUGAAUCCUAUUGUUCUAGGACCAAUCAGACUGCUGCAUUUUGGAUCCUAUUGUUCUAGGACCAAUCAGACUGCUGCAUUUUGGAUCCUAUUCAACUCAGUACAUAACAUGUUUAAUAGACUAUUGUAUUUUAAUAUUCUGUUGGAAGCCGCCCAGAGUGGCUGGGGAAACCCAGCCAGAUGGGUGGGCUAUAAAUAAUACAUUAUUAUUAUUAUUAUUAUUAUUAUUAUUAUUUAUUAUGAGAAACCACCCUACUAGAAAAGAUAACCGAUAAACUUAAACUACUGGUGUGACUCCCCUUUAUCACUUAUACAGCAGAAGAAGACAAUGACCUCUCUCUCCCCACCCCCCAAAAAGCCUACCAGCUUUCUAUACUUAGGAUUGCUUUUGUUCAUUAGGGAAUCUCCCUUUGUGUGAAAGGAAACAAGACCCAACUGCAACGUUCCUUCUUUCAUCAUUUCUCCCCUAUCUCAGCAGUAUUACCAGUCCAGUUACUCUUAUUGUAUCAGACGGAGCCGUUCCAUUUUGUAGAUACCGGGAGCCCAGCCCAACUUGAGUGCUUUUCUACAGAAAGCGUGGAAGACAAAGGCUUGUCCUUCAGCUGGUAUAAAAGGAGAGAGGAUGGCACACCCCUUUUCAUUAAGAAAUGCUCAGAGAAGGAAGAUGGAGGCAGGUUUGCUUGCGAGGCAAAAGGACAAAAUCUGGUCUUGGCUAUCACCAAGGCCCAAAAGGAAGAUACUGGCCUAUAUAUGUGUGCCAAGAGAAAUCCCACCUUGACUUUCAGCAAUGGCUCCUCGCUGGUUGUUGGAGGUAAGAAAGCAAAAAGACUGAGCUUUGGAGUGUGAGGGGUAUUGAGUCUCUUCUACCACCACAGUCCUCCUUCUCAGUUCAAAGCCUAUACUGUCUCCUUACUAACAGUGGGCGAAACCUAUCAAUCUGUUUUAAGUUCAGCCGCCUUGUUUGUAAUUUGUUUUUAUUGGAAAUACGGUCGUACCUUGGAUCCCGAACGCCUUGCAAGUUGAACGUUUUGGCUUCCGAACACCGCAAACCCGGAAGUGACAGUUCCGGUUUGCGAACUAUUUUUGGAAGCCAAACGACCAAUGGAGCUUCCGAUUGGCUGCGGGAGCUUCCUGCAGCCAAUCAGAAGCCGCCGCUCUUUGGUUUCCAAACGUUUUGGAAGUUGGACAGACUUCCAGAACGGAUUCCAUUCAACUUCCAAGGUUCGACUGCAAGUCCCAAUGAGGAUUCAUCAGCAUUUUAGUGUCUUUUUCUCCUAACACACAUAUUUUUGCAUCUAACUUCCCCUAAGGAAGUUAGUUUUUGUACAUUAUUGCCUCAUAUUUAUACAUUUUUGUGCACAGAGCGCGUUACCUCUGGGUUUUGCCGCUCGGGCAUGCGCAGAUGCUCAAAAUGACGUCACGCGCAUGCAUGGAAAUGGCGAAUCGCAACCCACGCACAGGCAGACACACAGACGCGGGUUGCGUUCACUUCAGGAUGUGAAUGGGGCUCUGGAACGGAUCCCGUUCGCAUCCAGAGAUACCACCGUAUACAUAAAAAAUAUAAGGUUAGCAUCAUGCUGCAGUUGGCAUGGCCACCAAUAGGUGGCCACACCAACAGCAGUGAGAUGUACAGCAAGUGAGUGAAGAAGCAGUGCAGGGUGGCAGGCAACCCGGGCGAACUGUUUAAUGGAGGGGAAAGGUGGCUCACACAGCGCCUUAGCAAGCUGCUCUGUCAAACGCUUCCUAUUUCCUUUAAGAGGGGUUGAGAAAUCUGUGUGACGAGGGGCUUAGGGCAAGCUGUGAGGCGGUAGGUAAGGUGUAAAAAAAGAGGGAGUUGUCAGGUGUGGGAGAAGGGCAGUUGGAAAAUGAGCAGGUGUCUUAGUCUCAUUGCUGAGCAACCACGUGCAGAGCUCAGUGGAGAGGAAGGCCAGACAACCAGAAGAGUCUCUGAGGUGUGUUUGCCUGGAGGCAGACUCAGCAUCCGAAGUCAGGUCAGGUCCAGCCUUAGGGUCAGGCAAACGGCAUGCCCAGAUAGUCCAGGGGUCAGGGAAUCCGAUUACCAUGGGGUCAAGGAUCAAGAUGAACAGGAAGCAGCAAGAUUGGGCCAGGAACUGCAGGCAUUGUUUCCAGCAUCUGACUGCUGCUGGAAGCUCUGCUUAAGAAGACUGAAGCCAGCUGGUGUUCAUCGGUGCCUUCUCUGUGUCCUUGAAGGUUGAUCAGCUGCAGGGUGGAGUCACUCCGCCUUCUCCCCCUUCAGGCUGCUGUUCAGCAGGCGAAGCUGCCUCCUGGCGCAUGGCACCAGGUUGAAGAGCACAGCAAGCAAGAGGAGCAGCCCUACGCACUCUCUUUUUGUACAGUCCACACUUUUUUGGUUGUAGAAAUCCUCUACAAAAUGUAGAUCCUCAUGGGGUCUCUGCCAUGGGAGCAUAUUCAUCCAGUGCUUUUCCAGCUGCACUGGCUCCCGGUGGAGUACAGGGUCAGAUUUAAGGUGCUGGUUUUGACCUUUAAAGCCCUUCACGGCCUAGGACCCUCGUACCUACGGGACCGCCUCUCCCAGUAUGCCCCACAGAGAGCCUCAAGGUCCAUAAAUAGCAACACCCUAGAGGUCCCGGGCUCUAACAAAGUCAGAUUAGCCUCAACCAGAGCCAGGGCCUUUUCAACACUGGCUCCGGCCUGGUGGAACGCUCUGCCUCAUGAGACCAGGGCCCUGCGGGAUCUGAUUUCUUUCCGCAGGGCCUGUAAGACAGAGUUGUUCCACCUGGCCUUUGGCUUGGAAUCAGUUUGAUUCCCUCCCCCUCUUUCUUUCUUUUUUCUUUUCUCUUUCUGUGUUGAAACUCCUAUUUGGGGACUUCCCUGGCUUUUUUCUGGCCCAUGUAGGACCAGUCUGGAUAGUUGGCCUUGGUGAAGACUUAACGUUUUCAUCCCCCAAUUUGAGUUUCCACUGAAAUGAGGCUGCAUUUUAAUGUUUUUGUGUUGUAUUUUAAUCUUGUUUUUUAAGAUGUAUUUUAAUCUUGUUUUUUAAGCUGUAUUUCAAUCAAUUGUUUUUAUAUUUGGUCUUAGCUGCCCUGAGCCCAGUCUUGGCUGGGGACAGCGGGGUAUAAAUAAAAUUUAUUGUUAUUGUUGUUGUUGUUGCUGUUUCCUGAACUCUCGGCUUCGUUCCCUACAACACACACAGAUAGCUACACCCAGAGUACCUGGGUGAAGCUUUUGCAGUCCGCUCCUCGUGAAGCAUCUCGAAUCUUGCAGAGCAACAAAAUGGCUUGCGUGGUCCACGGCGCUUCCAGCUUCGUCCAAGUGUCCUGGGACGUUCCUGGACAUCUCUGGCCAGAGACGCUGCUGAUGAGAAGCAACCGCAGUUCUUGGACGUUCGUCAGUGUCCUUCACAUCCCCCUGGAUUUGAACACGAGUGCUGCGAAUUUCACGUGUGAGGUCAGGUUCAACUCCUCGGGCGCCGCUGUCAGGAUGAACGCCGAAUUCCCUGCGGGUGAGUGGUGGUGUGGCACGUAACCCUUUGCCCUCGUCGACAAAAUUGGCUGGUCAUCUUCAUGUGUUGGUUCUUAGGAAUAGAGGAAGCUGCAUUAUGCUAAGCCAUAGAAUCAAAGAAUCAUAGAAUUGCGUGGUGAGUUUUCCCCAGUGGAAAUAAAGACACAUGACACAAUUAUUAAGGAUAGUGCUGUGGGUUAAACCACAGAGCCUAGGACUUGCCAAUCAGAAGGUCAGCGGUUCGAAUCCCCACAAGAGGGUGAGCUCCUGUUGCUCGGUCCCUGCUCCUGCCAACCUAGCAGUUCGAAAGCACGUCAAAGUGCAAGUAGAUAAAUAGGUACCGCUCUGGCCGGAAGGUAAAUGGCGUUUCCGUUCACUGUUCUGGUUCACCUGAAGUGGCUGUCAUGCUGGCCACAUGACCAGCUGUACGCCGGCCCCCUUGGCCAAUAAAGCGAGAUGAGUGCCGCAACCCCAGAGUCGGUCAUGACGGGACCUAAUGGUCAGGGGUCCCUUUACCUUUACUUUAAGGCCACAACUUUAUUGGUUACAGGUGAUGAGCAGUAUUGGCUUAGGCAUUGGUCCUAACCGACUACAGUGGUUCCUCGGGUUAAGUACUUAAUUCGUUCUGGAGGUCUGUUCUUAACCUGAAACUGUUCUUAAUCUGAAGCACCACUUUAGCUAAUGGGGCCUCCUGCUGCUCCCGAGCCGCCGGAGCACGAUUUCUGUUCUCAUCCUGAAGCAAAGUUGUUAACCUGAGGUACUAUUUCUGGGUUAGCGGAGUCUGUAACCUGAAGCGUAUGUAACCUUAAGCGUAUUUAACCUGAGGUACCACUGUAUAUCCAACUUCAGCCCGUCCGCUUGAAGUCCGGGAAGGGUUAACCACCAGUAGGGGGAGUCCUGCUGAUUCACAUCAACUAGGAACUCCCCCAGGGUCACUGCUUGGGGACGUGCCUUAGGCCCUCACCUCCCUAGGCUUCAGACAGGACCACGCCCCCCGGGAUCCUUUAUCGGACUACAAUAUGCGGGGCAGGUGAUGGCGCUUCCUCCCCUCUUCCAACUACAGAACAAUACCAAUGCCUAACCGCCAAUACCCAGAAAGUUGUGACGAUUUGCUACGAGGCAGGCGACAACCAAGUGGCUGGUGCCAAUUUGCCAAGUGGAAAAAUUCCUACCAGGCCCCUUAAUGGCGACCAACCGAGGUCCAUAGCAAGGUCAAGAACGAAAACCAUAAAGGGUGGGAGGGUGGGAAAAGCAGGAACAGCUGACAGGCGGGGAAAGAGGAAGAUCCCCGGCCGCGUCCUGCCUUAAGUAGGGCAGGCCACGCCCCCAGAGCCAGCCGAUUGGCUGGCCAGGGGAUGAUGCGGCCGGGAAUCCCCCCAAUCUCGCGGGGCUGGGCUCGUGAAGCCCGCAACUCCACCACCUUCAAGGGCGGAAGUGGCUUUGUAGCUCUGGAAGAGACCUCAAGGGUCGUGUAGGCCAUACAAGAAUCUUUUCCCAGUCCUACCUGGAGAUGCCAGGAAUUGAACUGGGGUUUCCUGUAUGUGAAAUAAUCUACUAACUCUCGUUUUGAUUGUGUUCUAGAUUUCCGAAAGAGGGUGGAGAAAAAAUAAAUGGCCUUUGUUUGCAUUAUUCUGCGCGAUGCAUCAAAUUUAUAGACCCGUGCACUACGCAGAGGAUGCAAAUAGUGGUUUCUUCCUUCUUUCCCCAUAAAACUAGACACGGACAAAUGUUUCAAUAUUGGUUUCUGACAGCUUCUCGUUAUUCCAGUCAUAAGUCCAGCUCCUCUCACACAUUUAUUAGUUUGCAUUUUUAAAAGAAAUUCCUCAUUGAAAUUUGCCAGCGUUUUAGUGUGCAUUUUUCCUAAGAUGCACAUUUUUGGGGAAGCAAUUCCCUCAAAAAAUGUGUUGCAUUUCCUUGAGAUAUUUCCACGAACAUAUGCUUCUUGUGCAUGCUUUUCUCUAGUAUGUACAGUGGUACCUCGGGUUAAGUACUUAAUUUGUUCCGGAGGUCCGUACUUAACCUGAAACUGUUCUUAACCUGAAGCACCACUUUAGCUAAUGGGGCCUCCUGCUGCCGCCGCACCUCCGGAGCACGAUUUCUGUUCUCAUCCUGAAGCAAAGUUCUUAACCUGAAGCACUAUUUCUGGGUUAACGGAGUCUGUAACCUGAAGCGUAUGUAACCUGAAGCGUAUGUAACCUGAGGUACCACUGUGUGCACAUUUUGGGCAAGCCAUUUCCCCACAUAUAUUUCCUUCUUAGACAUUGUUUCCACAAAUAUAUGCUUUGAAUGCACACUUUUCUCCCAACGUGCCUAUUUUUUCGGCUGGGGAAUCGCAUUGCAAAAUUCAGGAAAGUAUGGAUUUUGCAGAAUAGCUUUGCUUCUUCAGUUCAGGGAAUGCAAACCCCACCCCUCCUCCAGUAACACAGUGAAGCAAAAUAUAAGUGAUGGGGUUCUUCUGGUCUGUGUCAGUGACAGCAGUUGCUAAGUAAUGUCUGCCUGUUCCCUCCCUCCCUCUCCCUUUCCUUUUUACAGCUCCCUCUGCAGUCCUAGACAACCAAUGUCUCAGCUUCUCAGUGUCCUUGUCUGUCCUGGCUGUUCUGACACUGCUGAUGCUUCUCUUAAGCUUCCUUUGGAUUCGACGCAGCCGCUUCAGGCUAGGUAAUAUCAGCAGCCAUGUCCUAAGAAAUCAACAACAAGUGUUUAAAUUUUAUUUCAGGCUCUCUUAAAGUCAGGCAUUACUUAGGAACCUUUUAUUUUUAAGUUCAAGGGCCACGUUUAUUUUUAUUUUGUUGUUUAUUUAAUUUACCGUAUUUUUCGCCCCAAAGGGCGCACCGGCCCAUAGGGCGCACCUAGUUUUUUUUGGGGGGGGGAAUAAAGAAAAAAAAUUAUUUCCCCCCCCCAGGUGCGGGGCUGGGACGGGGGAAGCCCGAGCUUCCCCCGACCCCAGCCCCCAGAACAGGCUGCUAUCAGCAAGCUGUGGGAGACUGGCGGGAAGUCGCGCCGGUCUCCCCAGGCUUGCGGAUAUCUGCCCGAAGCCCGGGGCAUGCUACUCAGCGCGCCCCGGGCUUCGGGAUGCAGGCAGCUCUCCGGAAGCCUUGGGAGACCGGCAGGAACUCCCACCGACUCCCAAGGCUUGCGGAUAGCUUCUUGAAGCUUGGAGAGCAAGAGGGGUUGGUGCACACCGACCCCUCUCGCUCUCCAGGCUUCAGCGAAAGCCUGCAUUCGCCCCAUAGGACGCACACACAUUUCCCCUUCAUUUUUGGAGAGGAAAAAGUGCGUCCUAUAGGGCUAAAAAUACGGUAUUACAUUGAUAGACCACCUCUUCCAAUGAGCUGAAGGCAGUGCUCAUGACUCUCUUCCUCUUCCUGCAUCCUCACAACAACCCUGUAAAGUAGGUUCGGCUAAGAGACGGUGACUGGCCCAAGGUCACAAUCAGUGAGCUUCACGGCUGAAUGGGAAUACGAACCCUGCUCUCCCAGGUCAUAGACCAACACUCUAAUCAGUGGGGCUUUUUCAGCCUGAGUGCUACAUUUUUCUUGCUGGGCAAUAUUCCGGGGGCCACUUGCAAGCAGUGGGAGGGCCAGUGGCAAAAGUGGCUGAGCAACGAAUGUACCGUUUUUUUCCGUAUAUAAGAUGCCCCCUAUUUGGGGGGAUUCCAAUUUGAGAAAAAUUCCCCUCUGCACUAUUCGUGUUGAGGGCGAGCCCCGAUUCCCCCCCCCUUUCAAAGAACUUUAUUUCACAUGAUACCGCCAUCAUGCCCACAGCUGUAUGGAGCAAGUGGCACAAAGCCUUUAAGCAGAAUGUACAAUGCAUCCAGAGGGACGCGGGUGGCGCUGUGGGUUAAACCACAGAGCCUAGGACUUGCCAAUCAGAAGGUUGGCGGUUUGAAUCCCCGCAACGGGGUGAGCUCCCGAUGCUCGGUCCCUGCUCCUGCCAACCUAGCAGUUCAAAAGCACGUCAAAGUGCAAGUAGAUAAAUAGGUACCACUAUGGCGGGAAGGUAAACGGUGUUUCCGUGCGCUGCUCUGGUUCGCCAGCAGCAGCUUAGUCAUGCUGGCCACAUGACCCGGAAGCUGUACAUCGGCUCCCUCAGCCAAUAAAGCGAGAUGAGCGCCGCAACCCCAGAGUCGGCCACGACUGGACCUAAUGGUCAAGGGUCCCUUUACCUUUACAAUGCAUCCAAGGAGCCGCCUUUACCUUUACAAUGCAUUCAAGGAGCCGCCAGCCCUCUUGUGACCCAGUAGCAACACAGCGAUGAGCCCCACACGCAUACAAAAAAGAAGGUGCUUUGUUCCUGCACUCUCCUUGAAUCCCCCACUCCCAAAGUCACAGUAAUGGCAGAAGCGGGCAGGUCAAGUUCAGACGUUCACAGGCUCCCGGAUGCUGUUCUGCCUCUUCACCACAAACAGCUUCUGACCAGAGAGGGUCACGAGGAAGGAGUGCUCCCCAAACACCACAGAGAUACACCUGAAGGGCACCGCGGGGCAGGUGGAAAGUGCAGGCUGUGUUCACCAGCUCUGAGAUCACCCCGGCUGUCCGCUCGGCAUUCUCCAGGUUGGCCGAAGAUGCCAGCACCGCGCCAUCGCAGAUGACCAGGUAGCUGGUCUGGUCGGGGACGCGCCCCAGCCCCUGAGUCAGCACCGCCGUCACCACCAUAGCUGCCGCCGAUGCUCCGUCCCAUGACCAAGCCCUCCGGUGCCGCCUCGAACAACUUCCCCCCAGUGAGCCCCGAUUUUGAACAUUAUUUUCGAGUAAAAAAACCCAUAGUCUUAUACACGGAAAAGUACGGUAAUUCCCCCCCGCCCUUUGCAUAGUAGAUGAGUUUCUACACAAACUCACACCCCACCACCAUCCACCCAGGCAUGAUCAGAGUUCAAAUUACACAUUCCAGAUAGCAAGCAUACUCAAUGAGGUUGCGAAGCAAGUUGGUAAGGGGUGUGGCCUAGAGAGAGAGGGCGUGGCUAGGAGGAGAGCCCAAAAACCAGGCAGAGAGGCCAUUUCCUCCCCGUACCCGAGGCCCCCUGGACUCGAGUGUUUUAGCAGUGGAUUUUUAGGCAGGAAUUAUGUUCCAGGGUGGAGCCACGUAGGUGGCGCUGUGGGUUAAACCACAGAGCCUAGGACUUGCCGAUCAGAAAGUCGAUGGUUCGAAUCCCUGCGACGGGGUGAGCUCCCAUUGCUGGGUCCCUGCUCCUGCCAACCUAGCAGUUCGAAAGCACGUCAAAGUGCAAGUAGAUAAAUAGGUACCGCUCUGGCGGGAAGGUAAACGGCGUUUCCGUGCGCUGCUCUGGUUCGCCAGAAGCGGCUUAGUCAUGCUGGCCACAUGACCCGGAAGCUGUACGCCGGCUCCCUCGGCCAAUAAAGCGCCGCAACCCCAGAGCGCCGCAACCCCAGAGUCGGUUACAACUGGACCUAAUGGUCAGGGGUCCAUUUACCUUUAUGUUCCAGGGAAAAGCAGCAAGGAACCACAAAUGGACUGACCACAUUUUCUGUUGGUGGGAUUCUCAGUGGGAUCUGUUAGGUCACUGUAAGAACAGGAAGCUGCCCUAGACAGGUCUCCCAUGAUGCAUUCUCAGCUGUUAUUCUGGACUUUUCCUGAGUUCCUCCUGGGAGGUCCAGUCACAUGGUGGGGGCAUGCCCACUGUUUUGGGAAAUCCAAAUUAGGUAGGUUUGAACCGAACGGAGUGUCUUCCCUAUCCCUUUUGCAGUUGGCAAAAAAUAUUGGCCCGCACAGCAGCAGCUGAAGAAGAAUGGCCCCUCUAGCUCUUUUAUUUAUUCCUAAUAGUCUCCUUUUCUUUUAUUCCCCAAGGAUCCCGAUACCAGGACUCUGAACCUCCAUCUUCAGAGGGAAUAAAGGUAUGACUCUUUCUUUGGAGAUGGCGAAGGGGGGACUUCUCCAGAUUUCAAGGGUGCUUUCAUAUGUGAUAUACAUUGUAGGGACCUCACAAGGUCAUCCAGGCCAGCCCGUCAGUGCAGUAAGCCCACUGCUAUAGCGCCCCCAAUAGGCGGUGCUUUGAAUUGCACCUGGACAUGAACUGAAGCGAGUGCAACUGGGCUGAGGAGGAGGCAGUACAGGGAAAGCAAAGGAGAAUUUACAAAAUUUUGACAUUUCAGCCUAGCUUAACUUGCUUGUGAAGAAAGGUGAUGAUGUUCCAGAGAUCAGGAGCCUCAUACCUGAGGUCCAGAUGCGGCCCCCCAGACCUCUGCACCUGGCCCCCAGGACUCUUCUCAGAGUCUUACCCCUCCCUAGUCCUGCUUUGAAUCCUCCUUGAGCAUUUUUGCCUGGCUGAAAUGUGUCAUUGAACCCAGACAAUGGCUGGAUAUAGACACAUCAAGGUAGCAUUGAGAACGUGUUUUAAACUUCAUAUGAGAAAUCACGUUGGCAAAAAACGGAACUCCAUAGCGCCAUCUGGUGUCACACUGUUAUAAUGCAUAUACGCCCCAUAUAAAACUAUUUUUCUUUACCAAUCUAGCUGAGUCCAAUGUCUGAAUAGAGAAUAGAGAGGGGCAUGUGUGUGUAGAAAAUAAACAAAAAUAAAAUUUGCAUUUGUUGCUCCACCCAUUUUGGCCCUGGCCCGCCCACUACAAGCAUGUGACCCUCAAAAUGUUGCCCCAAAGCAGCAGAGGCUGGUAUAUUUGGGGAAAUGGCCCAAACAGAUGUGAGACAGUGUCAGUGAGGGGAUUGGCCUUGGGAAAGGGGGUGUGACCAGAGGGGAGGCGGCGUGGCCUGAGGAGAUUUCUGAGGGCCGUACAGAGAGACUUGAAGGGCCUGAAGUUGGCCAACUGUGCUCCAAAUAACAGUUUCUCCACUCUUUACGAAACAGGAAGGCACUUGCUAUGCCCAGCUAAAUCUUGCUUCAAGGACCUAAGAAAAGAACGAGGCAGCGAGUAUCAGAAGUGGCUGGGGUCUGGGAUCAAAAGACUUUAACCUGCUGCGGCAGCUUUUUGGAUUCUGAUCUGCGAGGCUGGAAGGAUAGAAAUGUCGGGAUCUCUGCUCAGCCAAGCUGAUAAAGCUCAUCUUCCAGAAUCACCCUCCCGACGAAUAAUUAACAACCUGAGCCUUUGACGAGGCUCCAAGGCACGUUCCCACAUACAGCAGCGUUUCCAGCAGCAUGCGGAAGUGAUGAGAUUUAUGGCUACAUUGCAAAGGGUUUUAUUUCUCGCUACGCAGACAGAAAAGACAUCCUCUCUCUGUGAAAGCAGAGAGCAACCGAAAGAACAAAGGAACAGGAAACCACUAACGUCACAUCCUGUCUCCCGUGAGACUUCCAGCAGCCUGGAAGGUCUCUGGAAUGUAAACAGAGUCCUGUGACUCUAAGCAGCUGCUCGGUGACAAACAGAAACUAACAAGAAACACCAGCUCAGCUUCUAGAGCCAGCAAGCGACAUCAGCAAAAGGUCUCUGUUCCCCAUACUUCAAGCUGGAAGAAACAGUGACCUCCUUCUCACAGCUGUUGUGGAAAUGAAUUGUUACACGGCGCCCCAAUCUCUGAGGGCUGCGAGAUUCUGCUUGCCCAGGGGUCGUGUUUCCUUUGGAAACGAGGCACAGCGGAGACUGUGUUGUCUUUAUGCUAUAUGGUUUAUUGACACAUAUAUACGUACAACCUGAGCCCACGGUGGAUGAGUUUACAGCAAUAGCACCCCAAGAAGGCCUUGCUUCUCCCAUGGACACAGUUUUGGAUGCCAGCAGAAAUCAGCCCCGGCCCUCUGUCCCUCUCUGCCCAGCUUGCUGCUUUUUACAGACUGAAAGCUUUCACUCCCAGAACACGCCACAGCCAACUGCAAUGCUCAAAACUUGUCUCCUUCCAACCCUCGUCUUUGUCCUAACUCUGGCAGUUGAUUUAUUUUCUUUUCUUCUUAUUAUUUUAACAAAGUAAUAAUAAUAAAUAAAUAAAAAUGUGCACCCCACCACCGAAACCAUUCCUUUGUAACUAUCCAACCUCCCAAAAUUUCAACACCUCUCGUGAUGGUUUGACCCCUUUCUGUUUUAACAGUACAAAUUCUACAAAUACCUUCCAAAUCUCCUCAAAAUAAUUUCUCCUGCAUAUUCCCCAUCUUACCUUAA